Telopea speciosissima is the source of this 458-nucleotide messenger RNA. RefSeq lists its product as uncharacterized. The coding region runs from base 71 to 280 and encodes 69 amino acids. Lineage: Eukaryota; Viridiplantae; Streptophyta; Magnoliopsida; Proteales; Proteaceae. The record is from RefSeq and is a predicted model, not a curated record. The transcript has 3 exons.
UUUUGAAUCUCAUACUCCCAGUUGCGGUUUUCGUAAGGUAAAGUGUGUGGAGAAACCAAUAAAAAAAAAGAUGGCUGACAAUUCCCAGGCUCAGAACCUCAGCUACCAAGCUGGCGAGACCAAGGCCCAUGCUCAGAUGAACAAGGCUCAGAUGAUGGAUAAGGCAGCCAAUGCUGUCAAUUCUGCCAAGCAAUCAUGUCAAGAGACUGGUCAACAAAUGAAAUCCAAGGCAGAAGGAGCUACAGAAACAGUCAAGAACGCAAUGGGCAUGAACAAAUGAAAAUGAUAGAAUUUUUUUUUUCUUUUAUUUGAUCAUAUUUUCAUGCUUUAAUUGAAGAAGAGCUUAUAAUUGUUCUUGUUCUUUCAACAAUGAAGAUUGCUCUCUAACAGACGGAGCUCUAAGAACGACCUUCAAUCAAUAAUUUUUCUAGUAGCAUGCAACAGAUUCUUUUAAAGGU